Messenger RNA from Ceratina calcarata, 2227 nucleotides. Its product is annotated as protein obstructor-E. Gene Ontology annotation, cellular component: extracellular region. Gene Ontology annotation, molecular function: chitin binding. NCBI's taxonomy places the organism in Eukaryota, Metazoa, Arthropoda, Insecta, Hymenoptera, Apidae. The transcript has 3 exons. The record is from RefSeq and is a predicted model, not a curated record. The coding region runs from base 1443 to 2135 and encodes 230 amino acids.
UACUUGCACCAGGCGGCUUGCACUAAAUUGCAAAGUGUGAUCGAAUCGAAUACGAAUAUAAAUUGUUCUACUUUUUCAAACGUUACUCGGGGAUCGCUGCCCAAAAAGCAAUUGUCUAAUGAAAGAGGAAGUGAAAUUGUAUGUUUAAAAUAAUUUAGAAUUCACAUUUUUCCAUUCCAUCAUGGCAAAUAUUCCGGAUGCGAUUUUUCAAUUACGAGAACCAUGUUUGGAACAUCGUAUCUAUAAAAGGAAUAAUCAAUAUAUUCAUUUAAUGAAAAAUGAAAUUCGCAGAAAAAACGGAGAAAGCGUAUCCAAAUUAACGAAACAUAUAUACGCGAAGAGAAACUGUUAAUGAAAAAAGAAACAGAAAACAGUUGUAUGAGAAUUGAAGAGAUAUGAUUCCCUAUGAAAAAUUGGGGAAACUGCGAGGGAAUUAGAGAAACGGGUAUCGUAUGGGCAAAACGUCUGCACGAGAAUGUCAAGCGUUGCGUCGCGCGUAUUCAAAGCACCCGGAAGAGAACGUGUACAGAAGUAACGAUAUUAACAUUCAUGGACACUUUCAGCGUUGCGCAAAUAUAAUUUCACAAACGCGCGCUGUGUCAUAUUAGUCAUUUUCGAUUGAUCGACUACAUACCGAAUAUCAUAAUGUAAACGUGCUGAAAAAUGGUGAAUGAAUGGCGUUCAAAUGUCAGCGUGUAUUCGUUUUGCUGCAUUUUGCAACAUUUUCGGGUCGUUGAACUCUAUUGUGUCUAUGUACUUCAGUGCACUUUACAUUAGAAAUUUAGAGUUAAGCGCCACGAAAGUCAAUUUCAACUUCACACGCCUAUGAAGUAGAUAAGCAUUUGUGUCGUCUUAUAAUGAAGGGAAAGCGACACUCAAAAAGAACUAUACAAAUGUGGUAUCACUAGGAUAAUUUUCUAUCAGACAGAAAAAUUGUUACAAAGUUUGUUGAACACCUCGAUCGAUGAUAAGUUGCAACCAAUUAUUUGGUAUGUUUGAGUACAGGGGUGGGGCGUCGUCCCGGAAGUGGCUGAUAAACAGGAAUAUUGGCGUUAUUAAUAUGCGUAUAUCCUGUACCGGGGCGAGGAAACAAGAAGAACGCGGGCAAACGGAAAGCCGAGCAGGCUCUCCGAUGGAUCGAGAAACGUAUUGACACACCCGUCGAAAAGAAAAGCGGCGAUAGGAGAGCAAGCGAGAAAGGAGUUUCGGCGAAAGGGGGGUGGGGGUUGUGAAAUGCAAGCAAGGAUGCAGAGGUGGUUUGGCGAGCAGGCGAAUCAGGACCAGUUUCAGGUCUGCACUCACAUCAUACCCACGUUGCUACGUGCUGUCGAUAGAUCGGAAGGGAAAGAAGAAGAAAAGGAAGAGGGAAAAACAUAAUAGAGAGAGCGUCCGGUAGGACUUCGUGUUCUUAGAUUAAGGAUUUUGAAGAGGAACAAGGGAUCAUGUUUCUUCGAGUGUUCUUCGUUCUGUUGGUCAGUGCUGUGACCUUGAGCAGGGCGCAGUUCCGGUGCCCGGAACCGAAGGGUUUCUUCCCUGAUCCGGAGCAGUGCGAUCUCUAUUACGUCUGCGUGGACGGAAAGCCGGAAGAAAAGCUGUGCAAAGAUGGUCUCCUCUUCAGGGACGACAAUCCUAAGAAAGAGCUAUGCGAUAUUCCUUCGAAUGUGCCUUGCGGGGACAGAACCCUUCUUCAGGAGCCACAGCCGAGCAAAGGAUGCCCACGCGCCAAUGGCUACUUUAAACACGAGGAUCCGAACGCGUGCGAUCGUUUCAUGAAUUGCAUAGACGGCGUGGCUCAAAUGAUGUCUUGUCCGCCUGGUUUGAUCUACGAAGACAAAAUGUCCAGCUGCGUCUGGCCGGCAGACGCCAGCAGGCUAUGUGAAAAUGUCAAGAGAGACGUUCUCGACGAUGGCUUCGUUUGUCCCAACGGUGACGUGGCCGGGCCUCUUGGUAGAAUUCUACCGCACCCUACAUACCCCCAUCCGGAGGACUGUGCCAAAUUCUACAUCUGCAAAAAUGGCGUGGUGCCACAAAAAGGACAGUGCGAUGCUGGUACCGUUUAUAGCGAGGACAGCUUUAGGUGUACCGAUCCGGAGAAUGUACCAGGAUGCGAGGAUUAUUAUAAGAACAAGAUCUGAACAAAGACAAGGUGCCAGUUGCUUAGCGAUAUGUGUGUAACGCUUAAUUUUUUACAGUUAGGAACAAUAAAUCCGUGAUACACUUAUAUAAA